Penicillium malachiteum is the source of this 1791-nucleotide messenger RNA. RefSeq lists its product as uncharacterized. The transcript is spliced from 4 exons. Bases 1 to 1791 code for a protein of 596 amino acids. Lineage: Eukaryota; Fungi; Ascomycota; Eurotiomycetes; Eurotiales; Aspergillaceae. The record is from RefSeq and is a predicted model, not a curated record.
AUGCCUGCUCAGCACGAUACCCCGGCCUGGGAAUCUCGCUUCGACCGAAAACCAGUCUCAUCGAAUCGUCUCAUCGCACACCUCGAUAUUGAAUAUAGUGAAUUGGCGCACUCAUGGAAAACUUUUAUUCGUCAUGUCCCGGCUGAGGAUCGGGUGGCAUGGGAGGAACGGCCACAGACUGCCGCCGAUGUCGAGGAACUCGUGCGCAACCUACAAACCUUUUGGAUGUCUCGACCUCGACAACGGGUCAGCAGCUCCUGUGAACGAUUCCUCCCUACCAUCGACACUCAUGCUAAACUCCUCGCUGUCCUUCCCGAUGGUUCUUCCUAUUAUGCCCCGCUCCUAUAUGGUGUGCUGCAAUCUGUGAUCAAGGCAUCCUCGAAUUAUCCCCGAGUCCUCGAGGGACUCCUCUCCGCCUUGAUCAAUAUUAGCAGUGCCAUCGAAAUUCCUCUCGAACUCAAUGCAUCCCAUAGAGAACCCGUCGCUAAAAUCUACGCCUUAAUUCUUUUAUUUUUGAAUGAAUUUAUGGAUUGGUAUGUGAGGAGGUCUACUUGCCACCUGCUGAGAAGCCAUAGCCAAGAUGCCUACGCCGAUUUUCACCCCCUGGUCACCUGUAUUCAACGCCAGGCACAAGUGUUGUCCGUCACCCCGGGUUCCAUGGAUAUUGAUGAUGGAUGCGAUUACGCCUACACACCCCGCGCUCUUUGGGAAGAAUCUCAACUGAGCCAAGUUGGACGGGAAGGCGAACCUCGUCGCCAUGCAGCACAAAAUACCAUGACCCGACGCUUAAUUUGGGAUAUUCAACAAGAUGCCGAAAAACGAGAUCGUCUACGAGAAACCCGAGAUCAGUUGAUACGACAAAUGCUUCAGAAUACGACCGAGCAGCUCCGCCCCGUGCAAGAACAGAGCAAUAGUAUCGUUUGCUUGACAACUGCCGCCCCAGACCUUGUAACGCCCCAUUUUGAAUGGUCGCGUGGGUCCAAGCGCCGACUGGCCCGUCUCGAACUCCAGAGCGAAUCCAAGCAUCUUCAGCCCUUUUUCGAUUGUGAUGACCAAAUUGCCAACCUCGACCCCGAUGCCAAGGUUGUGACGGAAGGUAGUGUGAUUGUGUCCCUGCAGAAAUGGAUCACUAGUCCCCGCUCUCAGGCCCUCGCCGUCGGGGGUCCCCAGUCAACAGAGGACCUCCUGAGUCCAGUCUCCCAGAUUUCCGCAUCGUAUGCCUUGUUUGCCCGUGACGCUCAACUCCCAACCCUCUCCCACUUCUGCAAACUUCCGACAAAAGAGGUUGCUGGACAGACUCGUUACCAGCAGGGGCUGAUCGCCCUGACCUACAGUCUGAUUCGACAGAUGAUUGAUACUUUACCAACAGUAGUGGACAGUGACGCCUUACUAGAUCUGACUGCUGAGAGGUUCCGUCCUAUUGAUGGUACUCUCUCUAGUUGGGUGGCAGCAUUAUCACUGGUGGAUACUUUGCUCCAUUUCGCACCACCUUUAUUAGUCUGUAUCAUUGACGGCAUUGACAUCAUUCAUGAUGAAUCAACAGAUGUUGCUCUCCGAGAAUUGCUUCGUGUGCUUCUCACCCACACUCGUCAUCAACCACCAAGCGGAGAUAGCCCUGGGCCGACAUUCCUCUUCAAGGUGCUCUUCACUGUCGCUGGACGUCCCAGUGCAUUGGUUGAAACGAUGUCCGAAAAUGAACUUGUUCUGAGUGACCCAACUCUGGCUGAUGGGCCCAGUACAUCCGAUACCGUCCUCACCUCUGACCUUGGUGCAGUCAUGAUGAAUGCAUAA